CACGUCCUGGACUACUGUCUCCUACUCGGACUGAUUGUCACACACUCAGACUAUCUAGCAAGUGGUGCAUACAAGGCGUCUGAACUGAUCCACGCAUUGGACACGUUACUCAGAAACGUAUCCCCAGACUCCCCGCUCUCAUCAUUCGCACAACGUGGUCUGAUCUUGGCUCAAGAUACUCUUUCUCGUCUGCGCAAAGCAGUUUGUCGCUGA
Messenger RNA from Echinostoma caproni, 213 nucleotides. Lineage: Eukaryota; Metazoa; Platyhelminthes; Trematoda; Plagiorchiida; Echinostomatidae. The record is from the annotation of a GenBank genome assembly.